Messenger RNA from Ophidiomyces ophidiicola, 609 nucleotides. RefSeq lists its product as uncharacterized. Gene Ontology annotation, biological process: regulation of receptor recycling; positive regulation of TOR signaling; endosomal transport. Bases 1 to 609 code for a protein of 202 amino acids. The transcript is spliced from 3 exons. Gene Ontology annotation, cellular component: late endosome membrane; membrane raft; Ragulator complex. The record is from RefSeq and is a predicted model, not a curated record. Lineage: Eukaryota; Fungi; Ascomycota; Eurotiomycetes; Onygenales; Onygenaceae.
AUGGGCAUUUGCGCAUCCUGCUUGGGUGUCUCAAGGCCGGAGAGUCAUGACUCUGAAUCUGCACAGCUAUUGGACGAUGAAGCAUAUCAAUCAGGGUACAACUACGGCACCUCCAAUACCCAGCCGCAGGGCCCGGAUCCGGAGGACCUAAAACGUGAGAGAGAUGCCUUAGAUACCAUAUGUCAACGCGCAUCGGAUUCGGUCAUUGAUAUCUGGGCACAUCAUUCGCAAACCCUUGCCCCUCCUCCCCGUAGCACCGCCACGAGUGCAACAGCUUCGUCCUCCCGAGUCCCCAGCAACGAACGGUCAAGUACACCGAUGUCGGCCUCGCCCUCCAAAACACAAAAUACCAUGUCUCCCAUUCAGCCCGUACGAGAAAGAAUCAACCGAUCUAUCUCGCCUAUUCCCGGAGAAAUUGGAGGGUUGAAGUAUGUAGCGUGGCGCGAUGCCGGAUCAAUACAGAUUACCGAUAUCAGUACUAUGCCAAAACAUUGGGGAGAAGUCGUCGUGACAAAGAAGAGAGGUAAAAAAAAGAGGCCUGGCAUUAUAGGGAGUAACGGAACGUCUAACCCUGAAGAUGAUGUCUUUGGUGCAUUGGUGGUGAAAUGA